GGUCCUCACGAACAUAUAAAAAGCCGCGGCUAGAAGCCGCGGUACUUCAGUCUUUUCAAAAAUAUCAUAAGGAUGGCUCUAGAACGUCAAGUGCGCGCUAAGAUUGCAUCGAAACGCAAUCCGGAGCAGGAGAAAGAGGCGCAGGAAUGGAUCGAAUCGAUUCUUGGCAAAAAGUUUCCUCCUGGUGAGACCUUCGAGGAGGUGCUCAAGGACGGCCAGGUCCUUUGCCAUCUGAUGAACAAAGUCUCCCCCGGAUCGGUACCGAAGAUCAACUCUAGUGGUGGACAGUUCAAAAUGAUGGAGAAUAUUAAUCUGUUUCAAAAGGCUCUAAAGGACUAUGGAGUGGACGAUGUCGACGUUUUCCAAACGGUAGACUUGUGGGAGAAAAAGGACAUCGCGCAAGUAGUAACGACGUUGUUCGCGCUCGGCCGAACGACGUACAAGCAUCCAGAAUGGAAAGGACCUUAUCUGGGACCCAAACCAUCAGAGGAAUGCAAACGUGAUUUUACAGAGGAACAAUUGCGGGCUGGUGAAUCAGUGAUCGGUCUUCAAGCAGGUUCCAACAAAGGUGCAACUCAAGCUGGCCAGAGUCUCGGCGCAACCCGCAAAAUCCUCCUUGGAAAGUAAAUUACGUUUUCAGUCCAGCAGCUGCUUCCAUUCUUCCCUUCCACUUUUUAGAGCUAAAAAUCACGUACUUUUAUAUGUACAUGUACAAAUACAUAUAUAUAUAUAUAUAUAUUUUAUUUUACUUUUGUAAUUAAACGAUAAAUAGCUGCUAUUUAUUGAUUCGCUCCUUCAUUUUAUUUCUGAAAGAGAUAGUCAUCGAUAGCAGAUAUAUCAUCAUAAUAAAUUCUAAUCUUUUUAUAAUUAAUUAAAAAGUAUCUUUGUCAAUUGAAUUAAUGAUCGUAUUGACAAUGAUAAAUUGGUUUUUAUAAUUAAGCGUGAUACCAUCACGUUAUUUGUUUGAUCUUAACUUUCUUAUCUUUCCACACGUCUCGGGAUUUUAGUCUCGAAAAAUGUACUGUGUUGACGACAGUUGCGCGUUUCGAAGUAAUACAAUUAUUAUUUAAUGUGAAUGACAGAUGCGCAUUUCGAAACCAAAUAAUUGUUACACAUCUGACAGAUCUAAAUAAAGUUUGUUCUAUCCAUCCAAAAUGA
Molecule: messenger RNA, 1158 nt
Organism: Linepithema humile (Argentine ant)
Lineage: Eukaryota; Metazoa; Arthropoda; Insecta; Hymenoptera; Formicidae
Gene: Mp20
Product: muscle-specific protein 20
Biological process (GO): actin filament organization
Cellular component (GO): actin cytoskeleton
Molecular function (GO): actin filament binding
Source: RefSeq, a predicted model, not a curated record